AUGGACCAGUGCGACUUCAUCAUCUGCAACACCUUCCAGGAGGCAGAGCCGACAUCUUUCAAACUCUUUCCCAACGUCCUCCCCGUUGGCCCGCUGCUCACCGGCGAGCGCAGCGGCAAGGCCGUCGGCCACUUCUGGCAGCCGGAGGACGACGAGUGCAUUUCGUGGUUCUACACGCAGACAGAGAGAUCCGUGGUGUACGUUGCCUUCGGCAGCUUCACCAUGUUCGACCGACGCCAGUUCGAGGAGCUGGCGCUGGGGCUAGAGCUCUCCGGACGGCCGUUCCUGUGGGUCAUGCGCCCAGACAUCGGCCACGGCGCCGUGCACGACUACCCGGAGGGCUUCCUGGACCGGAUGUGCGGCGCCAGAGGCCGGGGCAAGCUCGUGGCCUGGUCGCCGCAGCAGCCCGUGUUGGCGCACCCGGCGGUGGCGUGCUUCGUGUCGUACUGCGGGUGGAACUCCACCAUGGAGGGUGUCCGAAACGGCGUGCCUUUCCUCGCCUGGCCCUACUUCGCCGAUCAGUUCGUGAACCAGGUGUACAUCUCCGACGUGUGGAAGGUCGGCCUCAAGGCCGCGGCCGACAAGUCAGGGGUCAUAACCUCCGAAGCACAGAUACGGCUGAUCUCUGUAUCGCCGUUCAGAACGCGGUCGAUACUCCGAUACGCAGGAUACGGCGGGGAUACGGGUAUAUGA
Hordeum vulgare subsp. vulgare (domesticated barley) is the source of this 693-nucleotide messenger RNA. RefSeq names its product UDP-glycosyltransferase 83A1-like. Bases 1 to 693 code for a protein of 230 amino acids. NCBI's taxonomy places the organism in Eukaryota, Viridiplantae, Streptophyta, Magnoliopsida, Poales, Poaceae. The transcript has a single exon. The record is from RefSeq and is a predicted model, not a curated record. Gene Ontology annotation, molecular function: UDP-glycosyltransferase activity.